Messenger RNA from Pristis pectinata (smalltooth sawfish), 1354 nucleotides. Its product is annotated as transcription factor SOX-4-like. The record is from RefSeq and is a predicted model, not a curated record. Bases 10 to 1020 code for a protein of 336 amino acids. The transcript has a single exon. Gene Ontology annotation, molecular function: RNA polymerase II cis-regulatory region sequence-specific DNA binding; DNA-binding transcription activator activity, RNA polymerase II-specific. Lineage: Eukaryota; Metazoa; Chordata; Chondrichthyes; Rhinopristiformes; Pristidae. Gene Ontology annotation, biological process: cell differentiation; anatomical structure morphogenesis; positive regulation of transcription by RNA polymerase II.
GCUCGGAAGAUGGUGCAGCAGCCGGCGGCGGGCGGCUCGGCCAGGAGGGGCGGCGGGGGGCGCGGCGAGGCGGCCGAUAGCGGCAUCAGCGACAUGAGCGCGGCGUCCAGCCCCAACCCCUGGAGCGGGACCCCGGGCCGCGGGGAGGACGAGGGCGCGGGCUGUCAGCCCGACUGGUGCAAGACGCCGAGCGGGCACAUCAAGCGGCCGAUGAACGCCUUCAUGGUGUGGUCGCAGAUCGAGAGGAAGAAGAUCAUGGAGCAGGUGCCGGACAUGCACAACGCCGAGAUCUCCAAGCGGCUGGGCAAGAAGUGGAAGAUGCUGAAGGAGGCGGAGAAGAGCCCGUUCAUCCGGGAGGCGGAGCGGCUGCGCCUCAAGCACAUGGCGGACUACCCCGACUACAAGUACCGGCCGCGGAAGAAGGUGCGGGGCGACCCGGCCUCGGCCGCGCCCGGCCCCGGACCCGACCCCAAGCCCCACAAGAAGCCGCCCGGCAAGAAGCACAGCCGGGCGCACAAAGCCAAGCAGCUGCUGGAGCGCUCCAAGGCCAAGCGCGCCAAGGCGGCGGGCCAGCACGACCAGCUGGGGCCGAGCGGCCGCCGGCUGCAGCCGCCCGACCUGGAGUCGGAGCCCGAGCCCGAGGAGGAGGAGGAGGAGGAGGAGGAGGAGGACGAGCCCGAGGAGGAGCCCGAGCCCGAGCUGCUGCACUACUGCCUGGCCGGCAAGAAGGCGGGCGCCGAGCCCAGGACCCCCGGGCGCCCGGCGCUGCUGCCCGCCGCCGCCCGGCCGCCCGACGACUGCGACCAGCAGCUGCUGCUCUUCGACCUGAGCCUGAACGUGGCGGCGGGCGGCGGGCUGUCCGGCCCGGGCGGCGGGCUGUCCCUGGACAAGGACAGCGACUCGCUGGCCGGCGGCAGCAGCCCCGUGUCCCACUUCGAGUUCCCCGACUAUGGGACCCCCGAGGUGCGCAAAAUGAUCUCAGGAGACUGGCUGGAAAUCGAGUCCAACAUUUCCUACUAGGUUGACGGGCCGAGCCGGGCGUCGCCCCCUCCCUCUCCUCCCGGCCGGCUCCAACACAUUGGAUGCAAUUCCUUCCCCGCAGGAUGGACGCCGUCUCCCUCCCUGCCUCCAUCCCUCCCUGUCUCCAUCCCUCCCUCUCUCCCCCGAAUGCACCCGCUGGAAGCUGGUCCCACCACGGUUCGCCUGCGAGAUGAUCCCUGGAAGCUGGUCCCACCACGGUUCGCCUGCGAGAUGAUCUUGCAAACCUUCCCUGGGCGAAGCAGUUGCCCGUGUGGUGCCAGAGGAGUUCUCCACCUCGCCGUGGAUGUGGCGGUGGGAGGGAGGGAGGGAGAUG